UCCCACCUAGACACGUUAGCGGACAUCAGCGCCUUUCGUUUUGUGGGGACGGCGUGUUCGCGCUUGCCUGCAUGCCCAGAAAGAGCCGCUUGGCAGCGAGCCUGUGGUCUCUUCUCCCUGUCUUCAGCUGCUGGGUUUUGUAUACGGCUGUUUAGUUGUGGUGUAUUCGAAAUCGCUCAUAAUAGGAUAUGAAAAAGAGCGAGGUGUGAGAGGGUUUUUUCCCUAAUGUAACACGCACAUCCCUUGUUUUGCAAGUUUCUGUGUUCAAAAUACGGUCCAGGCAGGACGGAAGCUGGCAAGUUAGUUGCAAGAGUAGGGAAUCUAAUCUUUGCUGGUAGUAGCAAGACAGAAGACGGUAGUUACAUGGCUUGGGGUCAAUGAAGCCACAUCUAACAAUUAGAAGCUGUAAUGGCGGACAUAAACCAUAUACUGAAAUCAUCACAAACUUUGACAGAUGCAAAAAGUGUCUCUGGUUCUGAAGGGAAGAACUUCCCUGUCAGCAAAUCCGUUGACUCUGUGAUACAGGCAGAUGAGAGUUACAGAAUGAAUCAUGCAGAAAUGGGGCUAUGUAUUUUGGUCAACAAUAAAAACUUCCAUCCUGCUACUGGGAUGGCAUAUCGAUCUGGUACAGAUGCAGAUGCUGCCCGUGUUGUAGAAACUUUCAGGACUUUGAGUUACACUGUCAAGCCAUAUAAUGAUCUUACAUGUAAACAGAUUAUUGAUAUUCUUCAGAAUGUUUCCAAAGAUGAUCACAGCAAGAAAAACAGCUUUGUCUGUGUCUUGUUAAGCCAUGGAGAGGAUGGCCUGAUCUAUGGUACAGAUGGCCCUUUGGAGCUAAAAAUACUAACAAGUCUAUUCAGAGGCGAUAGAUGCAAAACUUUGGCAGGAAAGCCAAAGCUUUUCUUUAUUCAGGCUUGUAGAGGAACCGAACUUGAUUCUGGAAUUGAAACAGACAGUGGUCCAGAUGAAAACAUCUGUCAGAAAAUACCUGUAGAAGCAGAUUUCUUAUAUGCAUAUUCCACUGCUCCUGGUUACUAUUCUUGGAGAAACUCAUCAGAUGGUUCCUGGUUUAUACAGUCACUGUGUGUGAUGCUGAAACAAUAUGCUAAACAACUUGAACUCAUGCAGAUUCUAACACGUGUAAAUCGCAAAGUUACAGAAUUCAGUUCUUAUUCAAACCGGCCAGACUUCCAUGGAAAAAAGCAAAUCCCCUGUAUUGUAUCCAUGCUCACAAAAGAUUUUUACUUUCCUCACUAAAGAAGCUUGCCUUAUGAUGUGAAAUCUAGCAGAAAAGAGAGCACCUGGUGCCAUUUUAAAAUCUGAGCGAGUGUUCAGUCUCUUGUGCCUAGGCAGCAUUAAAGAAGCUUUACAAUCUAGAGUUAAACAUUUCCACUACUGAAACUCCCACUACUGAAAACUGUGACUGUUUCAGGGUAACCUGAUUAGGUUUGGUACCAGUGCUGCAUCCCAAUCUUAAACAUACUUACCUGGAUGCAAACCUCAUUUUCAUAAUAGACUCCCCCCCCCCACCCAAGUGAAUAUCAUAACUUAGUGACUUAAAGACUAAACUGCUGGAUUUCUUAUGCAAUCAUGUUGCAGAAUCAAACUUUUGAGGGAUUUUGUCAACCGUUUGGAUGUCAAGUAGGCCAAAUGAAAGGCUUUCAGAGCACUUUGGCCAUCUUUGUAUACUAUUUAUAUGUUGGAGUUUUUGAGUUUAAAUAAAAGGGUAUUAAUAUCUUAAGUUAAAAAAGCACCUGCACCUUGUAGGUUUUCUUUUUACAUUUAAUAGAUAAUGAAGGCUGGUUGGAACCCUGGAUUCCUGACAGGAUCCAAAGCCUGCAGGGUUUUUGUUUUUCAUUUCAAAUUGCAAAUUCACUUUUUUAUACAAUUCUAGAUUUAGGGAUUUUGCACAUGUAGCGUUUUGUGCAUAGAAUAAAUUUAAAAUACUUGUAUUGAAAUUUGUGCUUCUUAAUUCAUAGCAAAUAUACACAAACGUGGUACGUGAAAAAUGUGGAUAGCUCCUGUGUCUUAGUUUUGACUUUGUGUAACAGCAUGUUGAAGAAUUCUAGAGUGGUAGAAGUUGUGUAUAGUAGAAUUUCACUUGAAUUUUGAAUUAGGCAGUUCUUGAGGCCCUUCUAGCUGACUUUUUUUUCUCCUUCAGGCACUCAUGAAAACUUGUAUGUGCUAGUUAUGUGCCAGUGAGGUCAUCUCCCCUCCCUGACACCUGAGUUUGAUCGCUUGCAAUGUUCAAGAUCAAGAAUGAAAAUAGUCUAUAUCACAACUAAGCUAGCUGUCUGUUUCUAUGUACUAUAGUUUUUCACCAUGAUUCAUAGUAGAGAUAAAGGGAUGGAUCCUACAAAUCAGUUCUACUAACAGUGAGGCCUUCCUCCCAUAUAAAGAGUGUGUUAAGCUGGAAGAGGUUCCUCAGUUAAUGAAAUGGAUUCGUAAGAUCUAACUUGGGAGUACAGAAAUAAGGCUUACAAAAGCCAGAGGAGGCUGGUUCUGUCCACAGUUGGUGUGUGGCUGGUUUGAAUGUCUAGCAGGACACAACCUCAGUCCAGCUGUCUCCACAAAGCAACACUGCCCAAGUCUCUGGGAAAGGCUAUUCAGCCGGCUGAGGAGCUUUCUGAAGUCGUACACCUCCAUCAUUCUGCCUGAGAGCUGAUUGGUAUUGUGAGUGUGCAAGCACAACAGUAAGCUUUCAACUGGUGUUACUUUAAAAAUGUUCAUACUUCUGAAUUAUGGCCAUCUCAGUACAUCAAUUAUACAGAGAACUAAAAAAAAACAUUGAACAUAUGAGCUUGAAAUCAUUAAUCUUUAGAAAAGACAUUUCCAACAUAUACAAGAAGCAAUGCCUGUAAUUUGACAGUAUCAUUUCAGAUUGAGUUUCCUUGAAAAAUUCUUUGUGGAUGUUUAACUUGCUCAUAUGUAAUAACAUGUUUGUGACUGUACUGUAACCUUCACAUGAGAACUUAAUAAAUCAUGUGCAUUGGCUUUUA
Molecule: messenger RNA, 2999 nt
Organism: Eublepharis macularius
Lineage: Eukaryota; Metazoa; Chordata; Lepidosauria; Squamata; Eublepharidae
Gene: CASP3
Product: caspase 3
Exons: 7
Coding region: 409-1257 (282 amino acids)
Biological process (GO): proteolysis; erythrocyte differentiation; positive regulation of apoptotic process
Cellular component (GO): cytoplasm
Source: RefSeq, a predicted model, not a curated record